Molecule: messenger RNA, 3204 nt
Organism: Microcebus murinus (gray mouse lemur)
Lineage: Eukaryota; Metazoa; Chordata; Mammalia; Primates; Cheirogaleidae
Source: RefSeq, a predicted model, not a curated record
AUGGCCUGGGCUCCUCUCCUGCUCACACUGCUGGCUCAAUUCGCAGGAGCCACGUCCCAGGAGGUGGUGACUCAGGAAACUUCCUUGUUAACAACUCCUGGAGGGACAGUCACACUCACCUGUGGCUCCAGCACUGGGGCUGUCACCACCAGCAACUAUGCCAGCUGGGUCCAACAGAAGUCCAACGAGGUACCUCGUGGUCUAAUAGGUGGUACCAGCAACCGAUACCCAGGGGUCCCUGCCCGAUUCUCAGGCUCCCUGCUUGGAGACAAGGCUGCCCUCACCAUCACAGGGGCCCAGGCUGAGGACGAGGCCAAGUAUUACUGCGCUCUGUGGUUCAGCAACCAUUUCCACAGUGACAGAUGCACAUGGGGAAGACAGACAUCCCCAGCUGAGGAGUGUGAGGACACCGAGCCCUUGCCAGUGCCCUCACCAUGGCUUGCACAACCCUUCUUCUCGGGCUCCUCACGGCUCAAGUCAGGGGAAGGGACUCUGCAUCCCUGGGAAGGGCACAUACAGCUGGGUCUCAGAAAGACCCUCAUUUCGAUAAUAUCUCUGUCUCUACUGUGGGUUUUAGGGGCUGAUUCUCAGACUGUGGUGACCCAGGAGCCAUCACUGUCAGUGUCUCCAGGAGGGACGACCACACUCACCUGUGGCCUAAGCUCUGGGUCAGUCUCUACGGGACACUACCCCAGCUGGUACCAGCAGGCACCGGGCCGGCCUCCACAUACGCUUAUCCACAGCAUCAACCAAAAAUACUGAUGGGCUCCUGCUCACUUCUCAGACUCCCUCUUUGGGGAUAAGGGUGCCCUGACCCUCUUGGGGUACCAGCCUGAGGACGAGGCGGAGUCGCCUGAGGACUGCUGGCUGCUGUAUGGUGCUGCUUAUUAACACAGUGAGAAAACCAGGUCAGAAACAAAGAUAUACACCUGUUCUUCACCAAGCCUGGGAACAAAUAUGAUCAUGUGAUAUGGGGAUCACAUGACCACACACCUGAGUUCUCAGGGCAGCCUAAUCCAUGGCAAGCCGACCCAUAAAAAGAAAGGUUAAGAAAGGUCUGAAUUGACUCCUGGUCUUCUCUGAGGACUAAAACAAAGGAGAUUUGUAAAUUACUGGAGAAGAAGUAGUCCAUGAAAACAUAGAAUUCAAUGAUUUUAUGUUCCAAAAAAACAGUGACAGUUGGAUCUAAUUUAAGGACUGAGACCAAACAUAUUUAAUACAGAGAAAAAGCAUUUCCAAUGAUAUUCUUUGUCGUCUAAAAGCAAUGGGAAGAAAUCCUCAUUACUAAUAUUACUAACAUUUAUUUAAUGAAAUUUUAUUUUAAUGCAAUGCAAGUACAAACAGGUAUUUUAAAAUCAAAAAUUAUAAAAAGUUUUGGAAAGGAAUCUUCUUCUCUAAUGUCAUAUAUAAAAUGUGGUCCUCAAAGAAGAUACAUUGAAGUCCUAACUCCCAUUAUCUCAGAAUGUGACUUUUUUUUGAAAAGAGAGUCAUUGCAGAUGUAAUUAGCUUAGGUGGGCCCCAUCGGACUAGGACGGUGGACCAGUAUGUCUCACGUCUUUAUGAGACGAGGAGACACAGGGAGAAUGCCCUGUGCGGAUGUGGGCAGAGACUGAGCUUAUGCGGAGACGAGCCAAGGGACACCAAACACUGCUGGCAAACCACCCUCGCCAGGAAAAGGCAAGAAAGGAUCCUCCUAGAGGUUUCAGAGGGAACAUGGCCCUGCCCUGUGCAUUUUGGACUACUAGCCUCCAGAACUAUAAAAUAGUAAAUUUCUGUUGUUUUAAGCUACCCAGUUGGUGAUACAUAGUUAUGGCAGCCCUAGGCAAUUAUUGCACCAAAUAAUCAAAAUAACUACAUUUCUGAAUUUGGAUGUAUGUCUUCCACCUUGGGCCUCAGUUUUCCAUAAUUAUUAUCAAUUUCUGUUCAUAUUUCUACCUUCUAUACACUGCUAUUAUAGUUCCAUUUACAGUUAAUAAAAGAAUUACCACUCUUAUAACCUAUAUAAAUAUGCAAUGACUGCUUAACAUUAAAAGUACUAAUACAAACUUACAGUUUUAGCUAAUGCUAGUUGUUCACUGGUAUCAACAUAUAAAGAUGUGAACAUGUGAAGAUCCCCUUGUUAUGAGUAAAAGACUUCUGGUCAUUUCUGUCCACUUUGUGAGCUCCAUGGGAGAUGCCUGCCAUGUUCAAUGGGGACCCUUCAGGACAAUAUUCCUGGCACCCGAUGCACAAAUGCACAACAUGGGGAAGGAGGAUGCUAGUUUAUUGGUGGGAAACAGAAUAGACUGAGGACUGUUUCACAGUCCUCACAACAAAAACCCUACAAGUGCCUGGAUGGCCAUGUUAGAACAGUGCCCCUCACACUUUAAUGUACACACAAAUCACUUGGGGAUCCUCUAAAAUGUGGAUUCAGAAUCAAUGGGUCUGGAGUGAGGCCUAAGACUAGGCAUUUCUUAAAGGUCCCUUAGCCCCAAAAUCAACAUAAUUACUCUAUUAUCACCACAUUUAUAAGAAUCGUGUAAAAUAGGAAGGGAAGCCAUUUGCAGCCAGAAGUCAAACAUAUAUCUUUCACAGAGAAUACUGAAGACUUUUGAAUGAAGAAUAAUCUCCCCCCUCCCCCUCGUCCAGGCAAGGAGAGGACCAGAGAGGACAGCUGAGGAGCCUGGAGAGACUCCACUAACUUUAAGAAAUAAAACAGGAAUGAAAGAAAACACACCCCAACCUCCCUUGACCUGACCUACUCUGGCUCCUGCCAACAUCCCCACUGGCUUCUCCUCAAUUUCCCUCCACAGUGUGGACCGGCCUCAACCUCCACUUCCUGUUUCUCUGAUUCACGAGAAACAGAGAAUUCUCUCUCUCCUGGAGCUCCUCCCUAAAUGAUCAAGGUCUUUAUCUCAGAAAAGUCUUGGACAUAUUUUUAGAUCUUUCCUGGAAGUUGUCACUCAUAUCCUCCUUCUUUCCUCACCCUCUCUAGUCCCUCACUUCAGAAGAGGCCCUGAGUCCCCAACCUCUCUUUUUCAACCUUACUGGUACCUUCUCCUCCUCCCUGGGUUUCUCCUCACUUACCAGAGAAUCCAGUGAACCACCCAAGCACAUCAAUUUAUCCUCCUCAACAUGCACCACUCUGCUCCCUAGGUGCUGAUCUUCUAAGGAAUCCAGGAAGCAGAGAGACACCUGCUUCAUGAGCUGAGGAGGAAGUAGGGC